AUGCAAGCGGAAGCAUCAUGCGCCGUCUGCGGCGCACCGCCAUCAAAAAAAUGCCAACACGAAGAUGAGAGGUUGAAGAGAGCCUUGGACGAGGCCAGUCACCGCUGGAUGGCAUGCAUCGAGAUGCGACAGAUAAGACACUGGGUACUCAGCCAUGCUCGCGAGUGGAUAAUCCAUACAUUCAAUCAGAUGGUCGAUAUAAGAAAGCAGCAAUACGAAGCACACCUAGCUACCAUACCAUAUUACGAACUCUACAAAAUCUACGCAGGUCGGCCACCUAUCUCACCGCCUCAGAUGCACGAAUUACGCGUGCAAAUGUCUGCUGCGCAGGGUGCAUACCAACGAGGCAUCGAUGAAGAUUGGAAGAACAGUCUACAACGAUAUCCAGAGGUGCUGGAUUACUACUUCAACCUGGUCGAGUUCAAGCUGCCAGGUGAGAAGAGCGUUGCUGUACAAGAGCCGGUCUUUGGUGGUCGCGUUGAUCCUGAGAUGAAAAGGAGAGAGUCGAAAGGAAGAAGGGGAAUGAUGCAGCCGCCGCCUAUGCCUGGCGGCGCGUUCAUGAUGCCGCCGGGAGGGCCACCCCAUAUGCCAGGGCCAGGACCCGGUCGCAUGCCGAUGGGGAUGCGCCCGGGCGGCUUCUGA
Molecule: messenger RNA, 642 nt
Organism: Aureobasidium melanogenum CBS 110374
Lineage: Eukaryota; Fungi; Ascomycota; Dothideomycetes; Dothideales; Saccotheciaceae
Exons: 2
Coding region: 1-642 (213 amino acids)
Source: RefSeq, a predicted model, not a curated record